AUGUUGCAGUGCCAACGAGCCAAAGAUCAACGGCAUCCAAUUGUUUCCAUGUACACAAGCGCACGUCGAACUGCGAAGCUUCAAGGAGAACACUUACGAUCAAAGUUGCUAUCUCUUGCGAUGGUUUUUCGUGUUCUGUGUCGGGUGGGCCAGCGCCAAAGCGCACUUGAGGUGGUUGAUGGCGGCUUUGUUGCCCCAAAGUUAAAGACCCUCGAAGACCCAAUGGUGGGCAAACACUUGGUGACCUCAGAAACCGUUGCCAGGUCCGAAGUCCUGUUUAAAGUGGAUCUCACCGUCGAAGAUGGGCGGCUGCUGCGGGAUCCCAACAUGUACAGCUUGCAGGUUAGCGAACAUCAGCACCUUGACCUUCAGAAGGUGCCAGAUGACAAAGGUGGUAUUGCUCGAUUCCUGAGCCAUUUGGAUGAACCCAACCUGAAGCCUGUGAUCACAGACGAGUCGGUGACCUUCAGUGCUGUGCGGAAGUUGGAGCCUGGUGAGGAGCUGGGUUUUCACUACUGCACCACUGAGUGGUCUAUGGCCAGCCCUUUUGAGUGUGCCAAAGAUGGCCAAAGCAUUCAGGGAUUUGUGUACUUGGACGCUGAAACACAAGACAUCCUCAAGAAGAAGGAGUUAUUGGCUGCGCAUAUCCAGCGGAUGGCAUCAAAAUUGGAGUAA
Molecule: messenger RNA, 675 nt
Organism: Cladocopium goreaui
Lineage: Eukaryota; Dinophyceae; Suessiales; Symbiodiniaceae
Source: the annotation of a GenBank genome assembly